AUGGAUUCCCAAAUGCUGUGCUACAAUUGUCGAAAGCCUGGACAUUUUAAGGCAAAUUGCCCACAUCCAAUGGUGAGCAAACAUCAGAACUCUGGCACGACAAAAGAAACCAGCGAAUCCAUCAAAAGGAGUGACAAACCAGAAUCGUCAAACUCCAGAAACGAAAGAAGGAGAAAAGCAAUGGUCGUAAAUGAAACGACCGAAAACAAUGAAUCCGAAAGCAGCUCCUCAAGCUCAAGUUCAGAUGAUGACAGUGCUGAAGAAGAAAAGGGACUGCUGUGUCUAUUCAGCGAGGAAGAAGAAUCAAGUGAAAUGUGCCUUAUGGCACAAGAUGAAGAGGUAGACUCUCAAUCCUCUUCCUUUCUUUCGUUAGAAACAAACUCAUCAAAUGAUCAAAACUCCAAUGAAUCUGUCAGUGAUAUGAUGAGGAGAUUUGCUAUCAUAAAUAGCACAUACUCAGAAUUGAAAGAGGAGAACUCUCGACUAUUGAUCAGCCACAAUGAGCUAAGGCGAGUUCGAAUUGAGAACGUAAAGCUAGCCAUUGUAAAGGAUCAGCUUGAAAAGCAAGUUCUAUCUCUCAAAGAGCAGUGUACAGAAAGAGAAAAGCGGGAGCAACAUUUGCGUGAGGUUCUUGAAUCAUUUAGUAAUUCGUCCAAACUAAUGGGCAGAAUGGUAAAUGGUUCAAAACCGUCUGGGGAUAGAACCAGAAUUGGUUAUGACCUCAGCUCCUCUUCACAUGUCACCUUAAACAAACCCACAAAUGUUUACACCCGUGAAAGUUUUGCAUCUGCUUUUGUUCAAGGUCCCACUCAAAUGUCUGAGCCAGUGACCAAAGUUAACAACGGUUAA
Ipomoea nil (Japanese morning glory) is the source of this 849-nucleotide messenger RNA. RefSeq names its product RNA polymerase-associated protein RTF1 homolog. Gene Ontology annotation, molecular function: zinc ion binding; nucleic acid binding. Bases 1 to 849 code for a protein of 282 amino acids. The record is from RefSeq and is a predicted model, not a curated record. The transcript has a single exon. Lineage: Eukaryota; Viridiplantae; Streptophyta; Magnoliopsida; Solanales; Convolvulaceae.